GCAGGUGAGGGCUAUUCAAGAUGGCGGCCAGAAGACUGUUCUCCCUCUGUCACCAGGCUGGUACACAAAGCAGAUUUGUACUUGUCAGACAUGUGAGCAGCGCCACCUUGCCAUCCAUUCAGGAAGUGCGGUCAAAGCUUAAGGACCUUGUCGGAGCUCAGAAGUUUUGGAGUGUUGAAGCGGAGGAUCGGUCAAAGCUGGCCUCCCAGCUGCCGGUCAGUCAGGACGAGCUGACCCCCCGCCGGUCAGCAGACUCCCGGCAGCAGGCGGUCAUCCCGCUGUCCACCAACGAGCGUCUCCGUGAGAAGUACAUCAACUUCUUCAAGGGCAUCAGGUUUGGCCGUAUCCUUGAAGAUCUGGACACCUUUGCUGUGUGGGUCAGUUAUCAACACAACAAGGACCCGAACAAGGCGGAGGGGCAGAAAUCAGCCCUGUCUAUUGUCACUGCACUGGUCGACAGGAUAGGAAUGCAUGAGCAGUUUAUCUACCCAGACUGUGACAUCAGGAUGACAGGGAACGUCACCUGGACAGGGAAAACCUCCAUGGAGGUCACCAUGCAGCUGGAACAGCUCCGUAUGGAGAAGUGGCACAAAAUGCUGGAUGCCUGUUUUGUGAUGGUGGCCAGGGAUCCCAUCAACAAAGGUUCCGCCUUCGUCCACCGGGUGGUGCCUGAAACUGAGGAGGACAAGGCACUGUUCCAACUAGGAGAAAGUCAUAAGAAGAUGAGAAAGGAGCAGACUUUGCAGUCACUCUUCAGGCAACCCCCAACUGCUGAGGAGCGGCAGUCCAUCCACGACAUAUUCCUCAGUACACUCAAUCCCAAGUCGGUGAGUUUUCGCGACCGCGUGAAACCGGAGAACACACUCUGGCUGGACGACACGAUACUGAAGAACGUCAUCAUCUGUCAUCCAGAGAAUAGAAACUUGUACAGUAAGAUGUUUGGUGGCUUCCUGAUGAGACAGGCAUUUGAGCUGGGAUGGUCCAACGCUUGCCUCUACUGCAAAUCUCGUCCAUUCAUCGAAGCUGUUGAUGACAUCAUGUUCAGAGGACCUGUGGAGGUCGGCUCGCUGCUCUUCAUGUCAUCAGAGGUUGUCUACACCAAAGGUCAGUACCUGCAGGUCAGAGUUCAUGCUGAAGUUGUUGACCCCAAGACGGGUGAACAUGAGACCACCAACAUCUUUCACUUCUCCUUCAGCAGUCCCCAACCUAUCCCCAAGGUCCUGCCUAGGACAUAUGCAGAGUCCAUGCUGUACUUGAGUGGGAAGAGGCACUUUGAAUCAGCAGUCGGGAAGUAGGAAAAUUUCUCACCCCACCAACUGCAACACUGCUGUUAUUAAAACAACAAAGAAUGUCUGAGACGUGGUCAACUUGAUGUCUUCCCAAAACUGAGGACAAAGCUGUGUCUGCUGCCAUGUCAGUGUUCCUAUUUGUAUUUCAGUGUAGCUGUUUGUAAACAUUUUAAGACCAGUGUACUAAUGUCAGUCUUCCUAUCAUUUUGACAAAGUUUUAUCGUGGAUGGGAGUUUAAAAUUUUGUCCGAUCUGUCAUCAUUGACAGACAAAAAUUGGCAUGCAAAGAUAUGGAAUGAGAUGUCAUUAAACUAAACUUAGUCUACCAGCAAAAUGUGCCGCUCAAAAUGCAGGAAAUAGAGGGUCAAGUAUUUUGAAACAUUUUGCCAGGAGAGCAUGUCCCAGGGCCAUCAUUGUAUUGUCUGUGGCGGGAUGCUUCGUGCCUUUAGCACUCAACAUGAUGUUACAUUUUGUACAUGUACAUCAAACAAAAUUGAAAUUACAAAAAUUAAGGCUGGAUAGAACACUGCUUUUAAACCCUUCCCAAUAACCACUUUUAAAUAUCUGCAGCUUGAAUUUAAAAUCUAAAGAAUACUUACAAUUUAACAGAUAAAAUACAAAAAUGCUAUAUAAUGUACCUUUGAGCUAUGAUCCAUUGAAAUGCAAAUCAAGGACACCAACAUGGCCGCCAGCAUACUUAACUGAUAUGGGAAAGUGAGUGAAAAGCUCUGUUUGUAGUUUCAGAGUAAGAUUCAUGAAUACCAAAGUCAUACGUCAUCAGUACUUGGGACAUUAGGUGUCAAAUUGUCAGGAUUGUCCGUGUGCACUUGAAGGUAAACUUGGGAUUUGGUAUAAUCUAGUUUGUAGUGCAGGAAUUUCACAAACUUAGAAUACAGAAUGAUAUCGUUUACAAACAAACUGUUAUGGAAUGGUAGUCUACUAUAAUGAUCACGUGCAUUUAGUCCAUCUAAACAGGAAUAUGAAAUAAAGAUUCAUAUUGUAA
This is a messenger RNA of Branchiostoma belcheri (Belcher's lancelet), 2291 nucleotides long. Its product is annotated as acyl-coenzyme A thioesterase 9, mitochondrial-like. Gene Ontology annotation, biological process: acyl-CoA metabolic process. Gene Ontology annotation, molecular function: fatty acyl-CoA hydrolase activity. Lineage: Eukaryota; Metazoa; Chordata; Leptocardii; Amphioxiformes; Branchiostomatidae. Gene Ontology annotation, cellular component: mitochondrion. The record is from RefSeq and is a predicted model, not a curated record. The transcript is spliced from 13 exons. Bases 21 to 1295 code for a protein of 424 amino acids.